This is a messenger RNA of Daldinia caldariorum, 2047 nucleotides long. RefSeq names its product alpha/beta-hydrolase. Gene Ontology annotation, molecular function: serine-type carboxypeptidase activity. Gene Ontology annotation, cellular component: fungal-type vacuole. The transcript has a single exon. Bases 233 to 1951 code for a protein of 572 amino acids. The record is from RefSeq and is a predicted model, not a curated record. Gene Ontology annotation, biological process: proteolysis. NCBI's taxonomy places the organism in Eukaryota, Fungi, Ascomycota, Sordariomycetes, Xylariales, Hypoxylaceae.
GAUCAAUCCUGGAUCGGUGAGAAUUAUACCAUGUCUAUCGUCUAUCGUCUAUCUCGGCCCAGUUAUCCAGGUACCCAGGGGUCAGGGUGAUCGUGAUAGGGCUCCUAGCCGAACAUUUCUUAUAAAUUGUGACUGGGCGUCCCUCGGCUUUAUUUAUUUUUGUUUUGUUUUAUUUUGUUUUUGUCUCUUCAAACUCACAUUACACCCGGUCGUGACAAUCGCCGCCUUCGCCAUGUCUUCCUUCGUGCGGCCGCUGCUGCUUGUGGCUGCAGCAUCUCGCGGAUUAGCUCAGUUCGUGGCGCCGCCAACCUCUCUCAAAGAGGUUAUUGGCCACGCUGGCGUUCCCGUUCGAUACAAGGAGGUACCUGCGGGGACGUGCGAGCUGGAUCCCAGCGUGAAGAGUUACUCGGGAUAUGCCGACGUCGGGGAAGAUGAACACAUCUUCUGGUGGUUUUUCGAGUCCCGCAACCAAGAUCCUGCGGAGGCUCCCUUGACCGUCUGGAUCAACGGUGGCCCGGGCUCCAGCUCUAUGAUUGGCCUCUUCGAGGAGUUGGGUCCGUGCCGUGUCGAUUACUUCGGCAAGGUCUACAAUAACCCCUACUCUUGGUCCAACGUGAGCAACUUGCUCUUCAUAGACCAACCCACCCAGGUCGGCUUUUCCUACUCUAAGCCGGUCAACGCCUGGCAUUCCGACGGCAACAUCGUAGUAUUGCCAGAUGCCACAUGUCCCGACUAUGCGCCUGCUGGCUCGUGCGGGACCUAUUCUUACCCGAAUCUCACGCUGACUGCGAACUCCACCACCAAUGCUGCUCCUAACUUCUGGAAGACCCUGCAAGGUUUCAUGGGCGCAUUCCCCAAGUACUCGCGAAACGGCUUUCACUUUGCGACGGAAAGUUAUGGCGGCCACUACGGACCUAUCUUCAACGCCUAUAUCGAGGAGCAGAACGCUAAGAAUAUCUCGGGCGCGAAGGAGAUCCAGCUGGAGUCGGUCUUGAUCGGCAACGGAUGGUACGACCCGAUACUCCAGUAUCAAGCCUAUUACAACUUCACCGUCUUUCCGGGAAACACGUACGACUACGCUCCCUUUAACGCGUCCAUAGAAUCCAUGUUCUACAACAACUUGUACGGACCCGGGAACUGCCUCGACCGGCUGAAGGACUGCAAGGCCACGGGGUCGAACGACAUCUGCCGCAGCGCGGACAGCUUCUGCGCCAACCUGGUGGAGUCCGUCUACGACAACGUGCUCGGCCGCGACGAGUACGACAUGCGGGAGCUCGUGCCCGACCCGUUCCCCUACGGGUUCUACCAGGACUACCUGAACUCGGCGGAGCUGCAGGCUGCGAUCGGCGCGUAUACCAACUUCUCGACGUCCUCGAACGCCGUCGGCACCGCGUUCGACGGCACGGGGGACGACAGCCGGGAGAUGGGCACGGUCGAGGCGCUCCGGUACCUGAUCGCGAAGAAUAUUACCAUCGCGAUCUACGCCGGCGACGCAGACUACAACUGCAACUGGCUCGGGAACGAGGCGGUGGUGGAGGAGGUCGCGGCGCCGGGCUUCUCGCGGGCCGGGUACGCGGACGUCGUGACGAGCGACAACGUGACGCACGGGCAGGUCAAGCAGUCCGGCAAGUUCAGCUUCACGCGGAUCUACGAGAGCGGCCACGAGGUGCCCUUCUACCAGCCCCUGGCGGCCCUCGAGUUCUUCGAGCGCGUCAUCCAGGGCCGCGACGUCCGGACCGGAAAGCAGGUCGUGGGCUCGGAUUACCGCACGCAGGGGACCAAGAAGAGCACGUACCGGCAAGGGAACAGCACGGUCCAGUGGAAAGUGCUGCCCGCUAACGCCACCUACGACGUCAAGACGAACAAGCCGGGUGGAGUUUGGCAGCAGCAGCAGCAGGCCGUGCUUAUGAAGAAGAGCUUAAAGACACAUCUAGGACGUCGUGGGAGGUAAGAUCGAGAGUAUCAAUACAAGAUGCUUCUCGGACCUCAGGUGAGACCUAUAUAGUCGUAGACUUAAUAGUUUAAUAAAGUAAUCAACUAACUAUCA